UUUGUCUUUCAACAGAUCUGAUCUGAUCUGACCUUCUUUCAUCUUUAACUUUGAUCACUUUCUCUCCUUCGGGAAACUUUUGAACCUCGUCUCACACUCCAGCUGGUGGUUUUGGGGUGUUGUUGGAGGCUGUCUGCCGGCCGGGGACUGAGCCUUCGGGAAUGCACUUUGCAGGAAACGCAGCUCGCUGCUCGGACACCUCCUGCUUUCUUUUUUUCUUAACGAGGAGUUACAAAUGAAUGAAGGACAUGCGAUCGUGAAGGAGAGAAAGUUUUCUUCUGUCUCCCCUCCUCAGUCCGCCGGGCCGCAGCCGGGCUGAGGGCAUAGGAGCCCGGAUUGAGCGCUCCCUGGACGGCAUGGAGACCGGUGGUGCCGGCGGCCGGGCGGGGCUCCAGCAGCAGCAGCAGGCGGCGGGCGGAGGAGGAGGAGGUAGCGGCGGCUGGGUGCUAGUGGAGGCCCGGCUGCAGGGAGGAGCACCGUGGGGUUUCACCCUGCAGGGCGGCCUGGAGCAUGGAGAGUCGCUCAUCAUCUCCAAGGUGGAGGAGGGCGGUAAGGCGGACCGCUUGGAGCGUCCUCUGCUGGUGGGGGAUGAGAUCAUCAUCAUUAAUGACAUUGAGCUGACUGGAUACAGACAGGAAGCCAUUGCUCUUGUCAAAGGAUCGUACAAGACUCUGCAGCUCACCGUCCGCAGGGAGUUUGACCUAGGAUACAUUGAGGAGUUUGGCACCUCACCUCCCUCCCUCCCUGAUCUUCCUCCUCCGUCUCCUCCCCCUCCUUCUUCUCCAUCGCCCCCACUACCACACCAUCAACAACGACAACACACUGACGACACACCGACGUCUUCCCGCCGCAGCAGACCAUGUUCAGCAGGAGGAGUCCAACUACGCAUCAAGAACAGACGCAGUGAGACGGCAUCUCGUCCUCACUCGUGGCACUCAACGAAGCUCGGGGAGUGUCAGCAGCAGCCAGACCAAGGAAGGAUGGACACAGUGAGCAGUGCCUGGCACCACAACUACCAUGCCAGCGCCUCGACCACUGACCUCUCGGGCGGGUUCGAAUCUGGCGGCAGCUACCUGAGGAAGAGUCCGGACCAGUACAGCUCAAGGGGCAGUAUGGAGAGCCUGGAUCCUCCUCAGUCCUCCCAGCAUCACCACGGAGUCCAGCAUCACCACUCACUGGGGCACCACGCCCAUAGCGGUCCACAUCCUGCCUACUCCUCCUGCCACCAGCUGUCCUCUGCCAGAUCCUCCAACAGUAUCGACCACCUCCACAGCAAACGAGACUCUGCCUACUCCUCCUUCUCCACCAGCUCCAGUAUCCCAGAGUACCUUGCCUCCGCUCCCUCCUCCAGCCCCGAGCGCUGCUAUUCGCUGGAGACCGUCCCUCAGAGAGUAGGAGGAAGUGGGGAGAUGCAGCAGGCCGACAUACGUUACAUCCGGACGAUUUACGACACUCAGCAGGGACUUUCUCAAGAGCACGAGUUGAGCUCCACUUCCGCUGCGUUGCUACGCAACAAUGACUCCAGAAGUGCAAGGGGAGGGCAAAGCCGAGAUGCGCAAGGUUCAGGGGGUGGAGUCUGUUACCGUGGCAGCAGCAGCAGUAGCAGUAGCAGCAGCGGCGGUGGCGUACCAGCUUCAAACAGACACAGUGUGGGUCCAAUAUGGGGCCCGGCAACCAGCCGCAGCUCUUAUGAGAGCCUGAAGGGUGCCCCGGCUCCACCGAGGCGCAGCGACAGCUAUGCAGCCAUCAGGAACCACGAGAGACCAAACUCCUGGUCUAGUCUGGAGCAUGCCCGGUCACUACGGUCUUUGCAGAAAGGUUCCUGGCAUCACUCCAGUGGCCCUUUGGCCUCAGGCUCAGCAAAAGGCUCAUACAGCAACGAGGGGCAGCUUCACACAGUGAUAGAGAAGAGUCCGGAGAGCAGCCCCACAAUAAAGCCCCGACAGGGCGGAGGAUUUCCCCAGCCUCCUUCGCCACCCGGUUCCUCCUCCGGCCUAGCAGGCCCCACUCCCCAGUCCGGUCGCCUCAUUCUGCCCACAGGUGUGUACCCUGUCCCCCAACCUGAGCCCCACUAUGCACAGAUGCCCAGCUCCAGCCCCGUGCCAUCUUCCUCUGGAGUCUACCCUGCUCUGGCCAAGGAGAGCAGCCGACAACAAACCACAGAAAAUGGAUACCAAAAUAACACUUCUUCUUCAUCAUACCACCACUCAUCGUCUUCAACACCAGCCUCUGCACAGCUCAGGACUCAAGCACCUGAGACAGACAGAACCCACCUGAAACCUGCUGUAGGAUCAGAGGGCCAGGCAGGCGCCCAAAGGCCUCAAAGCCACCAAGGGCCUUACAGUCAGAGGCCCCAUGUCCAUUCUAAUCAGGGACCCCACAGCCAAAUGUCCCAUGAACAGAACCAAGAUUUACACAGUCACCAAAUCCAGUCGACCUCUGGCCACAGGCGUACAUCCUCACAAGAGUGGAGGGACCCCUACACACUAGACCAGUCCAGGAGAGACAAAAACAGAUCAAUGGAUCAGCCCAUCAUUCAUAGAGAGUCAGGGGCAUCUUCCAGGGUCGCCCAGGGACAGGUCCCAUCUACCCAUUUACCUGUUCACCCCCAGGCUCAGGUUCAGAUGACCCCUGCCUCCCAGCCCCGUCACCACAGCGACUCAGCAGUUCUGCAGCACCACCAAUGGGAGCACAGAGAACAGGACAGAGACAGAGAACACCCACUGACCCGUCUGGAGAACGCCCUCGCCGAGGUCCAACGAUGUGCCAGCCCUGAAAGUGUCGCCUCUGCUAGUAGCCAUGGUAACAGUAAUGUCAGCGAAGGCAACCAGGGACCUGCCCGCUGCCUCUCGGUACUGGAGAAGGUCAGUCGGUUUGAGCGUCGUGAACGUGGAAAGCCGCACAGUCACAACACCAGCCAUGGACACAACAAGACCGCUCAUCAUCGGAUGACUGAGAAAGGCCGCAAUGCCCCCUGUGGAGCAGAGGACCUCAGAAACAUGCUGGAGAGAAGUACCAACGGGCCCAAAGCCCACAGAACUCUGAGCUACAGAGGAGGCAGCAACGACUACAUGAAAUACAGGACCCCAGCGGAUCCCAGCUCAGCCCUCCAGAGGAGCCGCAGCACUUACCAGCUGGAUGAAUCCAGGGAAGGAGACAGGAGCAAGGACUUCCCCUGGAGACAGGAUAUCCAGGAGAUGCUGGGCUCCAUGCAGGACACCUCCUUAAACAGAUCUUACAGGGACUCCUUGAAAGACGCUCAAUCUAAGGUCCUGCGGUCCACUUCCUUCAGACGAAAAGAUCUCAACUCCUCAACCAGCCCUCCUCCUUCUGCAGCUCCUCCUCCUGUCUCCUCUUCCGGCAGCCAUCAACCUCCGCCCGUCCCCGCCAAGUACCACUCCUUGGAGAAGAAAGGUCCAAAAACAAAGCCGAAACCACAGGGCGUUGUUAUCCCACCACCGUCUCCAACACUAGCCACUUCCCCUCAUACCCCAAAAGAGCGGCAUGUAGUUGGCCCGGAGAUUCGAGGUUCGAGCCCCCCGGACCUUCCCAGCAUCCCACCAGUUGGACCUCCUGCUGUAUUGCGGAUUUGUGGCCGCAAGCGCCUUACUGCGGACCAGAAGAAACGGUCAUACUCAGAGCCAGAGAACAUGAAUGAGGUCGGAGUUUCGGAUGCUGAGACUACUGCCCUCUUCAGGCGUGGUGGAGAGACCAGUGUGGCAGACCGCCGGAAGAUGUUUGAACUCGUGGCAAACCGUUUCGCGACUUCGCAGAACGCCGCAUCAAAACCCGAUUUACGACAGCUUCAACACGACGCUCUGGCGGAAUACGUGGAGAGGAAGAGAGGUGUGAAGAGAGACGAGGGAGGACAGAGGAGUGGUCCGAGGCCUCGCAGUGCUUAUAUACAGCCUGAAAACAACUACUAUGCAGGCUCCUACUCUCACUCAGACUCCCUCAGCCUCUCCUCCACAUCCACCUCCAGUCUUAACCCGCUCCAGGACUGUGGCCCAGAUCGGAGCUUCUCCCCUGAGGAGAGGCGUCAGUGCUCCACCCUUCCUCCUGGAGGUGACCUACGGAGCCUCCAGUCCAACCUAUUCUACCCAGGCAGGGUGACUUCUCCGAGACCUCCAGCGAACCCACAGCCCGGUGCUCAUCCUGGCUCACCAUCUGAGCUCCAGGCUCACCUCUCCAGCACCCAGCACCUCCAGGAUAUCACCCCUGAAGAAGAGCUCGGCAGACAGGGUCGGUCUUUGAGCAGAGAGUCAGGCGUGGGCCACGAGCAGGCAACAGGAGUAUCCAAGCAGCACAGCAACGGGGCUCUGCAGAGGGUCGGGUCAGUUCGGGGCUCGGGGAAGUCGGCUUCUGCUGAGGAUCUUUUGGAGAGAUCAGAGGAGAAACCUCCAACUCUUUAUCACUACCGCUCCCGCUCCUCCCCCUCAGUGGAGAGGCUGAUCCAGGACUUCCCCUCAGGUGACGUCAGGAUGUUUGGUGUCUUCAUCUCUGAACCUGGACGCCACUCUGUAGCUGGGGACAGACCUACAGACAUCCAGGUAUCAGGGGGCCUUGUCUCGCCUCAAUCAUUGAUGAACAGUCCGAACACCGCCCAAACUGAAGGACCUUCUCAAAACCCAGCUUCCUCCCACACUCCUGUCACUCGUAGAGAGCGUCAGAGGAACAGUGAGCGGCAGCGAGCCAACAGCACCUCCACUCUGGCAGCGUCUGUUGGCCUGCCCUGCCCUUUCUCCCCACCUGGGACCCCAGGCGGAAGUGGAACUGAGUGGCAUGCUAGCGAGAGGCUAAGCCAGGCCAACCUAGACGCCAUCACCUUCCCAGGCCUCCCACAAACCAGCAACGAUGGUGAUAGUGAUAGAAACAGUGAAACCAUGGUGACGGGCAAAGAGACAAGACAAUGUCUGAGUGACUCCAGCAUAUUAGAAGAUACUACAAAGGACAUGCAUAGAAGGAGAGCCCUCAGUUUUGAGAAUGAAGAAUCGCACCCUUCAGAAAACAUCAAACAAGUUUCAUCAGUGACACCAACACCCAUGACCCAUUUCCAGCUUGCAACCGCACCAAACAGGAAGAACAAUGAGAGCAACGUGUCAUCUCCAUCCUCCAGUGUGUCCGUCCACUCGCGCCUGACCUCACUACGAAUCUCAGAGUCCAGCCUCUUCAGCUCCAUGGACCACCAGCAACCAGUUGAAACCUCCAGAGGACUAUUACAGGAGUAUGAUGAGGUCUUUCUCCAAAAUCCUCCCCCUCCAUCCCCUCCUCCGCCAAUCAAAGAGACAAACAUCACGGAGGACUUCCCUCCUCCUCCUUCUCCUAUUGAGUUGGACCAGAGUGCCCAAGAGCAGACCAUGGAAAGCCUCCAUUCUUCACUGAAGCCACAGCCUUUCACCAUCACAUCCAUCUCCACAUCCAGUUUUUCUGGCUCGGACACCCAGGAGUCCAGGGACACCCUGGGUCUUGGUUACCAGCCCCUGCCUAAGAGGGAAAAGACAUCUGAGGAGCUGCGAGUGGAGGCACUGGCACGGCAGCUGGUAUCGCAGGACAGCUCUCUGGCACCCCUUCUGGACACAUGGGGGGGUAAAUCUACCAUAGAGCUUGUGGAGGAGAUCUUUCCAAACAGUAGAUUGGGUGGUAAAUUGCCAUGGCAACGCAGGGGCAGCAGUCGAUUGGAAGACAGGAUCCAAGAUGGCAUCCAUGAUCCUGCUCAGAACACGUUGACGAAUCAAGGAACGGAGACCGAUCUGGACGAGGACGAGAAAGACCUUGACAGCAGGAAGGUUGAGCUGUGUGAUGCUCUGAGUCGCAGUUUGGCAGCUCUACGACAGGAGAAGGAGGCUCUCUGUGAGGAGCAGAGGAGACACCAAGCGCUGGGGGCGAACAUCGAGUCACUAGUGCAGGAACGCUGUAAGGCCAACGAGAGGGACAAGUACAGCAUGUUCAUCGGAGAUUUGGAGAAGAUCGUGAACCUGCUGCUGUCUCUGUGCACCCGGCUGUCGAGGAUCGACAGGUCUCUGCUCGCUCUGGAGAGAGAAGAGCUGUCACAAGAGGACAUAGCAGAGGAGAGGGACUCCCUCCAUCACAAACGCUCUCAGCUCCUCCGUCAGACUGAAGACGCCCGGGAGCUGAAGGAGAACUUGGACCGGCGGCAGCGUGUGGUCCACAACAUCCUCUUCGGCUACCUCACAGAACCACAGCUCCAGGACUUCCGCCGCUUCAUCAGCACCAAACCCUCCCUGAUGAUUCACCAACGGAACCUCGAUGACCUCAUACGGCAGGGGGAGGAGCAGCUGACGCAGUUGUCUGAGAGCCUGCCGCCAGAGGUGGUGGCGGCGGCCCACGAUUGGUCUACGCUCUCCUCAUCGAGUCCUGCCACCUGCUCUUCUCCGUUUCCACCGCUGCUUCCCCCCUCUCUGAUUCCAGCCCCCGCGCACUCAGUCAGGUCCACCACUGUGACAUCAUUGUGAUGUCACGGACAGGCCGCUGCUACAGGUGGCAGUACAGGAUGAGAAAUGAAGAAGAGCCGAUAGGCUCCCUAAAAACUCACUCGGAUUUGGAGUGAUGCUCAAAACUGAAGGAGCUUAACAUGAAGGAUGAAUGGGCCUGAAGCAGGCAGCGUUCACACUGAAAAUACUAUGCAGACUUCACACAUGAAGAAGAAAAAAGCCUUUAUUGUGCCUCAUUCUAUUCACACCUGACUGUACGUCUCACCUGAGGGAUAAUCACAGCCUCAGCUCACCUCAACAUUAACAAACAGCACUGUGUGGACUCAAAGUGACUGCUGCCAAUGUUUCUAAUCAUCCUCUGCUCUGAAAAGUGAUUAUAAAUGUCCUCCAGGGGUUUUCAGGUUGGACGUUCCCAAGAAAGUUCGCUGUCAAAUAGUUAAAAAGGACAAUUCCAGGAUUACACAUCAUUUCCUGCAUUUUUACAAUGUUUUCCAGCUCUUAUCAUGUUAAGAACUACUUGAUAUUUUCAGUUUCCUCUUAGUAAAGAUAAGAUCUGUAAAGUUUGAAAUGUAAGUCUCAACUUCAGUUUC
Messenger RNA from Scomber scombrus (Atlantic mackerel), 7042 nucleotides. RefSeq names its product shroom family member 3 (gene shroom3). Gene Ontology annotation, biological process: actin filament organization. The record is from RefSeq and is a predicted model, not a curated record. The coding region runs from base 357 to 6473 and encodes 2038 amino acids. Lineage: Eukaryota; Metazoa; Chordata; Actinopteri; Scombriformes; Scombridae. The transcript is spliced from 27 exons. Gene Ontology annotation, molecular function: actin filament binding. Gene Ontology annotation, cellular component: apical plasma membrane; adherens junction; apical junction complex.